CAGAGCUGUGGUGGUGUCUUGUCAGGAAUACCUCGGUGUCACCUACAUAACUGUCAGUGAAGAUUCCAAUCCUCGAAUGAUCAUCCACAACAGAUGCACCGUUGCAAUCAUGAUGAAAGAAAAUCUGAAAGAUGCCCCAAAAUGUGCAGUUUAUUGUCGAAAAAUUCCCGCUGAGUGUUCAGUGCACCAUGAACUUUAUCAUCAAGUUUGGAGCUUCCCCGAAUGCAAAACUGAAGACCACCUUCCCAGCAUCCACCUCAGAAUGGUAUCCCCAUCUGAGCUGUCUGAGGAUUGGAGCGAUGUCAUUGAUCUGAAUAGUCCUGGGACUCAGGUGGUGUUUCUGCCCGGUUACGGCUGUGUGUAUGUGGAUAUCAGUCAUCUUUCCAGCACUAUAACUGUGACCAUGGUUCCAGAGGGUAGAGCUGGCCCUGUCCUAACCAGCCUUUAUGGGACACCGAAACAAGCCAUUGCAAUGAGAGUGCUGAUUACUCAAGCGAGUCUGACGAUAAACGACGAUGUGACCAAUCAUCGUAAAUCGUCGGAAUUGCUGAGGCUGACACUGGACAAUGUUCUGUUGAAUCUCUCACCAGUGGUGAACCAUGCCAGGGCACCAUCGCGGGACUUCCGAGCUGAGCCCACUGUUGGAAUUGCAGAACUUUAUAUGCUCGAGGUGUGCAUGGGGGACUUGCAGAUCGACAACCAACUUUACCACCAGACCAGCUUUCACUUCCCUGCUCUGCUUUGCCAGGAGCUGAAACCAGAAAGACCACAAUGGAGAAAUGGCUCCCAUUCGACUCUCUCGGCCAGGGACCUUGAUGAGUACAAACGCAAUUGUUUCUUAACAGCCUGCAUCCUUUUGAGAGAGCAGAAUUUUGCCUUCACCAUGAAUGAACUAGACUUUGAAUUGAAGCCUGCAAGACUCUAUGUGGAAGACACGUUUGUAUAUUACAUCAAGACUCUGUUUAGUACCUAUAUCCCAGACGGUGGUCUAUAUCAAAAACAAGUGAGAACAACUUCCUGCUCAGCAGCUGACCUGCCUGUGCCAGAGCAAGUAGUCAUUGCCACUCAAGCACUAGUGAACCCCAUCAAAUUGCAGCGGUUGACCAUCCAUCCCAUCAGUUUGCUCGUCAGUGUCCACGCCUCAAUAAAAUUAUACAUCGCCUCGGAUCAUGCUCCUCUUUCAUUCUCUCUCUUUGAGCGAGGGCCUAUCUACACCACUCCCAGGCAGCUUAUCCAUGCACUUGCCAUGCACUAUGCUGCAGGAGCAUUAUUCCGAGCAGGUUGGGUUGUCGGCUCUCUGGAAAUUCUUGGAAGUCCUGCUAAUUUGGUGCGAAGUAUUGGUAAUGGGAUAGCAGACUUCUUCAGACUCCCAUAUGAGGGACUGACCCGUGGUCCAGGCGCUUUUGUCAGUGGAGUCUCCAGGGGAACAACUUCAUUUGUCAAACAUAUUUCAAAAGGUACCCUGACGUCGAUCACUAAUCUGGCUACGAGUUUAGCUCGGAACAUGGAUCGACUCUCUCUAGAUGAAGAGCACUAUAAUCGACAGGAGGAAUGGCGAAGGCAACUUCCAGACAGCCUGGGGGAAGGUCUGCGGCAGGGAUUGUCCCGGCUCGGACUCAGUCUGCUUGGUGCCAUUGCUGGUAUUGUGGAUCAGCCGAUGCAGAAUUUCCAGAAGACGGUAGAGGUUUCAGCUGGGCGCAAAGCCAAAGAUGUCAUCUCUGGUGUGGGUAAAGGCAUCGUGGGAGUUUUUACCAAGCCAAUUGGAGGGGCAGCUGAGUUGGUCUCACAAACUGGUUAUGGCAUUUUACACGGGGCUGGACUUUCUCAACUUCCCAAGCAGAGGUUUCACCCCACUGAGCAACAGACUGACCAGGCCCCAAACAGCCACAUCAAAUAUGUCUG
Messenger RNA from Rhincodon typus (whale shark), 1902 nucleotides. RefSeq names its product intermembrane lipid transfer protein VPS13B-like. The record is from RefSeq and is a predicted model, not a curated record. NCBI's taxonomy places the organism in Eukaryota, Metazoa, Chordata, Chondrichthyes, Orectolobiformes, Rhincodontidae. The transcript is spliced from 8 exons. The annotation marks the transcript as partial.